AUGACCUCCUUGCAACACAUAUUGGCUGGCGAGCCCGACGACCAACAUCCCUCCCCAGCACCUCCCGCUCCAGCCCACCCACUGCCUCCGCCUGCGCCGCCCGUGCCCGCAUUCGACAGAAACGACGACAGCAGCACAGAUGCCAUGCCACCGAAGAAGAGGCUCGAUGAUGACAGCAAUGCCGCAACGCCCACCAAGCCGGCAGAGAACGGCGACGGCGACGGCGACGAGCCCAUGUACACAUCAACCACCACAUCAACCAGACGCAACGCGAAUGGAGCUACCUCGUCCGUCUAUUCCGGCAACAAGAUACGGCACCUGAAGAAAGAGGAUGGCAUCCCACUAUGGCGCAAGGACAUACAGUACGACUUUCUCAGACUUGUUUUCGACGACACAACCCCAUGCUUCACCAAGUACAGCGAUGGAACAAAAGGACAUACUUUCGCAGACAUAUACAUCGACGCCAUGGCCAAGAGUAGCAAGUGCAGCAAGAUCUUGAAGGAGAAGCUGCUGCAGGACCAAGACGGUGCCAUCAGUAUGGCUAUGGUCUGCCUAUUGGUCAAUGUUGGCAGAAUGAACACAACGCUCAAUUUCUUCCCAGAGAUGCGCGCACAGCUCCGGACAUAUCACUCGAUACCUGCCCUGCAAGCACACCAAGACCCAAACGCCUACAAACAGCUUCAAGAUGCGCCUCGUCUGAAGUCUAUUCUCAAGGGCGCAACCGAAGACGAGCCACAACCCAGCACAAUGGAGGACAUCAAGGCCGCCUCGAUACCUCGAACGAACCCGGUCAACCUCAUCUUCGUCAUGAGCCAGUAUGCGCCCAAGAUCAGCGAGGUCCAUUUCCCUCCACCGCGAGAUUUCUUCGACCUGGUCAUGCGACCAAGCUUGAGCAGCGCGAGCAGGGCAAAGGCAUUCUUGUGGCUGAUCUGGUGGUACCUCGAGAGCGGCUUCAGUGUCGAGGACAGCCAGCGGAAUCCGUUUGGUCCUGGACAACCUGGUGAUGCCGAGGAAGGACCAGAUGCCCAGCCGCUGAAGGUGCCGACACUGGAAAGCUUGACAGAAGAGCAGGCUGAGCUGGAAAAUGUGGAUACCGAAGAAGAGAAGCAUUUUGGUGAGGUCAAGCGGAAGGAGCGGAUAUCGAUCUUGGCCAGCGAACCGAGCCCAGCCAUGACUGCUUUGAAGCGUGCACGUAAAGAGAAAGGUUUGACGACAGGUCAUGGUGCUCAUCCGAGUGAUGAUGAAGGUAGUGAAGUCGGCUACCAUACGGGCCACAUUCCACCCUCUGUGGGAAAGAGCUCUGCACUACGGCAUGAAACUGGGAGCGAGUACACGCGUUCUCCGUCACCCGUCGGUUCUCGCGGCUUCCAAGCUGUCAAUGCGAAACCAGCUGGUGACAUGCGCAUCAACAAUCUCCUCAACGACGACGCUGGCCCAGACAUGGCUUCGCCACAGACAGCACAAACACCCACGGCAUCGUCCGCUAAGAAGGGACCCGGCCGAGGCAACUGGCGUAGGAAGAAGCCUGACUCGGGAGCCGCACCUUCUCGGAACAGCCAAGCAGAUUCCCACCAUGUACCUCUGCUACCGAACACUGGUCAGAUUAACUUUGUCAACGAUGGACCUCAACAGAUGAUGAUGAUGAUGAUGAUGAGCACACCCGGUGGCGGUAAUAAAGUGGGAGCACCGACUGGCAUGUCUCCACCACAAUCGACCAACAUCUCUUUUGCUGCACCCAACGCGCACGUCCCGACUCCAUCUUAUCAAGCGCAGAAACGAAAUCGUGGCAUCACCCAGCAUCAGUCUGCGGUAAUCAACCACAGGAAACUACAAAUCGACUACGCCCUCGAGAAGCGGAUACGCAGAGCUCACGCUCGCGCCCGCGAUAAACGCGAGUCGGAAGGCGCCAUCAUUCGGGCAUGGAAGCGUAUACGUAUGAUGCCGCCCGACUACGACUCAGAAGAAGAACAAAUCAAGAUUCGCAAGGCCAAAGAUCGAGCAGAUAAGACCGACGACGACUGGCGACUGAAUCGAGGCAAGGAGAACGACGACUUCCUAGAAAACGUAGACCUCUGGCGAAGGCCGCGAGCACUCUACGCCGGCUUCGCUAAAGCUCCCAACGAGCCCAGUGAUGUCGGCGAGGAAGCCAAGAGUCUCGCUCAGACUUUCCGGCGAUGCUCGAGGCGGAUCGAUAGAUGGCAGGAAACGAACCUUCCCGGCCAAGCUAUGAUGAUGCGACAGCGGCUGGAGGAGCAGGGCAUCCUACUUGAUCGGCGGCGGGCUGUCAAGAGGCAGCAUACGUACGACCAGGACGAUGAGGUUGCGGAGAUCCGGCCCGCUCCCAUGGCUCAUCGACCGCAGCAGGCGGGGAGACAUGCUAUAUCGCGGCAGGCUUCGAAGGCUGUGGAUGAGGAAGGGAAUGGUGGGCCGGAAGAGCUUGACGAGGAGGAUAGGGAACUUCUUGGGGAGGUUGAUGCGGAUGAGAGUGAGGAUGAUGAGGAUGAGGACAUGGAUGAUUGA
Fulvia fulva is the source of this 2520-nucleotide messenger RNA. RefSeq names its product Ino eighty subunit 1. The record is from RefSeq and is a predicted model, not a curated record. Bases 1 to 2520 code for a protein of 839 amino acids. Lineage: Eukaryota; Fungi; Ascomycota; Dothideomycetes; Mycosphaerellales; Mycosphaerellaceae. Gene Ontology annotation, cellular component: Ino80 complex. The transcript is spliced from 3 exons.